UUAAAGAAUUGUGCAGAGGAUAAUCGUACGUUUGGCAACGCUGAAAAGUGCAUUUAUAUAUAUAACAGAGCGUCGCUGUUCCCCCAGAAAAGUACGGUGGCCGACAGGGCUUUGUUGGCGUCCAUAAAGCGAAUGGGAAAUUGUCUAAACGUGUUUUGGCGUCACCGCAAUAACGAUGUGUUUAUUAUACAGUAUGCACGUCAGGGUAUAUUACUAAAUACAUUGAUGUUGUGUCUAAAUUGAAGAUUAUGGGCUGCCGGCUGGUGUUGAUCGUGAAGUGGACGUUCUUUACCUCGACCGUAAUCUUCACGUAAAACGGUUCCAGAAGCGUGCCUUGCGUCAUUUAUCCUUCCCGCAACGAGACACAAUUAAUGGCGUUCGGCGUCAAGGAUGGACACCGAGAGAAGCAACUGCAGGCCGCCGACUGGCGCACAAUGUAGCUAGCUAGCUAGCUCAGCGUGCUAAGGGGAGCGGAAAAAAAAGAGGCUUGUUUGGGAUUUGGAGAGGCGCCACUCAAAGGGGUUCGGUGAGUCGGCCUCAGGGGUUCGGCGGAGCCUCCGCCGCGAAGGUCAGGACACACCCGACCCAUCGCGUUAGUAAAAACUUCUCCCUGUCGGCGGAUUAUGGAUACGGAAACAGAAGAAGUCACACUGAUUUGCAGGUUCUUCCAAGAUGGCACCGUAAGAGUCCAACAUCAUGUCCUCAGGUUCCAGAUGGGUGAGGAGCCCCGCUGAAGAUAUGGACCUCAGCAAUGGCGCCUGUGAGGCGGAGACCAUAGUCGCCCUGAGUGACCACCCGUCCACCAGCAACGACGGCAUGUCGGACUUCUCCAACAGCGACAUCUCCCUGCCCGAGGUCUGCAUCUCCACCGACGGCGAGGAGAACGCCAGCUACGAGGUCCAGCAAGCCUACAGGAUAUUCUGCUUUCUGCUGGAGAAGCAGAAAGGCAUCGCCGGCCCCUUUCUCCAUCAGGAAACCCGGGAGCGAGGCGCACGGGGCGUCCGCGGUCUCAAGCAGCUGAUGAGUUUGCAAAUCAUGGAGGAGAAGUUCACGUGCCGGGAGUAUAAGACCAUAACAGAGUUUGUGACGGACUUCAGGCUGAUGCUGGAAAACUGUUACCGUUGCCAUGGCGUGGACCACUGGAUGUCCAAACAGGCUCAAAAGCUGGAAAUCAUGCUCGAGCAGAAGCUCACGCUGCUAUCCAGGACACUUCGAGAGAAGACGACAUUGGCGGUGACUUCAGGAGGACGUUUCGGCGCAGGGGAGGAACGAGCUCCAGGCGGGACGUCCACAAGGAGGCGACUGUCCUCUCGCAGCCUGGCCACAAUCACUGUCGGUGGGCACGAGUCCUUCAUGGUGCAGGCUCUCAGGCUGGAGGAGCAGCAGAAGGCCAAGGAAGAAAGACGACAACGUGAGCUGGAGAAGAAAGAAGCCGGAGAAAUGUCAGCCAAGGCGGUGGAAGAGUGGGAGUAUACCUUGCUGUCCCAGGCGUCCCCCCACCCUGUGGACACCCUCUGGGAGCUCCCUGCCAUCGGGCACUUCCUGUGCCUGGCUCAGACCGCGCUCAACCUCCCUGAGGUUGUCUUUUUCGAGCUGGAGCGCUGCUUGCUGAUGCCCCGCUGUAGCACCCUCCUCUCCAAGAUCAUGUCCUCUCUCCUGUCCCCGUGGCAAAGGAGGCCCACGCUGCACCGCCGACCCGCCCUGCCGUACCGCCGCUGGGAGGCGGAGCUCAGGCUGCGCGUUAAGGGCUGGUAUCGAACAGUCGGCGCCGCCCGCAUUCAGACGGCUCGGGCCGAGCAGCUGGGGCUCUGUCACCAGUUUUUCCGCAACCUGGGGGAGGUGAGCCCCUUGGAGGAGAGGCCCUUUCACCUGCUGCCCUUCUACCAGCGUGUGUGGCUCCUCAAGGGGCUGUGCGAUCACGUGUAUGAGACCCAGAAGGACGUCCAGGAUGCUGUACUGGCCCAGCCCAUACAUGAGUGCAGGGAGUCCAUUUUGGGAUACGACACCAAGGACAACGCCUACAUACAUUUCCCACAUUUCUGCGGGGCGGACUUGAGGAUCUACUGCCAGACCCCCAGCAUGCCUCCUGCUUUCCCCUUCCCUUCAUUGCUGGUGAGAAGGGUGGACAUGCAGGCGAAAAAUCGUGGCGGAUUGAAGGACGAGGAGGACGGGGCUUUAGUGGACUCGGGGGAGACAUUGAGGUGCUUUAAAAGGGAAAAUGGGGACGGAGGGGAACAUGAAGAACAAUUUUGGUCCAUGAAGGAGGAGAAGGUGUGUGAUGCAUGGUCCUCGGAUGAUGACUUAAUUCCUGUUCCGAGUUCAAUAGUGCGGAAAAGACAUUUUAAGGAAGAUACUUUAGAUCAAUCAGUAAACAAAGACGGUUUCUGCUUAGGCCCUGUGCGUGGAAUUAAAACAGAGAGCCAGGAUGCUUGUCUGAAUGUCGGAGAACAUAGCUACACAGGUAGGUCGCCCGCCCGCUCUGUGGACGUCACAUCACCAGCGCCACCCUUCGGAACCAACGCGGAAGUAGAAAGCCCUUUCACACCAACCCCAUUUUUAGAUCGUCACCAAACUAUCGAGUCCAAGCAGCACGGCCCUCAAAACCUCGACAAAGAAGACAGAACACGGUCGAAAAAAAGGAAGUGGAAGAAAAAGACACAGCAAAAUACGAGCCCGUGUCCGGCCCAGGCAAGCGAAUCCGCUCUGCAGGAAAUUACCACGACGAGCCCGAGGAAAGAUAAGAAGAGAAAGCAUAAAGAAGGAAAAAAGCUUGAGUCUGCAAAAAAAAUCAAAGCCGAGCCUUCAGUCGAGCCAUCGUUUAAGUUGGUUUGCACCAGUCUACAAGAGUUGCGAGAGCUGAUCAGCAAAACCGAAGAUGAGCUUGACGAACUGGAGAGUACAAAAAAGAAAUUGGAUCGUUGGUACCAUCGAAGACAAGCUGUGAAGGAACUUCACAGCACUCUCAUCAGACUACGGAAUGAACUCUCACCCUGGGAACCAAAACUUGUUAAGGCUUUUCAAAGAAACAGGCUCCGUUUGAAGAAAGAAUUUGAUGAUUUCAAGAAGCAUCCAGACUAUAGUAACUUUGUGCGAGAGGAGUCUAUGUCGUCUUCCUCCGACUCAUCUUCAGAUGAUGAUGAUGAUGACGGGACCGGUGUUGAGAAUGAAGAGUGUUCGUUGGAUGACUAUCGAGGAUCAGAGGAAGAUCUGGAAUACAUGGUUCCCAGAGGUCUUUGGACUGGGGGGAGCACCAGAGACAUAGUAGCUGAAUCUGUCAGAAAGCCAUCAUCAACUUUUGAGAUCUUCAACCACGAAAAACAUCUGGACAGUUCCCAAAAACUGCAGAGAAUUGCGACUGACAGUUCUUCUGACGUAGACUCUGGUCUAAAGUCCACAUGUGAAAUGAUUUCAUUAAAUCAAUGCAGGGAUUCAAACGUAGAAUUGGCUGCCCAGGCCUCACCAACAUCCAAACUUCAAAUGUUCCACCCUACCAUCGCAUUACCUAAAGGCUACACACCCAUCCCGACCCUCCUUGCUAAGAGCGUAGGAAACAAAGUGACCUUAAUGAAACGGCCUGUUGAUUUCUCAGGUGCUAAGAAACUUAACAGCAAGGGGUGUUCAAACUCCUUGCCUGUGUCUUUAAUGGGGAACGCACAAGUACAAAUUCCUCAAACCACAUCACAACAGACACAAGAAGGAGGGGCAACGAGCCAAACAACAAUGGCGCCUCUAAAAUUUGAUUGGGACAAACCAAUUGUGACUUUAUCACAAACUUUUCUCCAAGGGGUGUCUAAUGCUCCUGAGGGACUGUGUCAUCUUGGCACAAAAGACGUUGGCAAUUCUCUCAAGAUGUCUGUGCAGCCGGUCCUGGACCGUAGAACACAGGAUAAGGUUAUGCAACAGGUGACUUUGCCAUUUGUUCACAAAUCCGAAGAGCAGCAGGGUACUAAGGCAACUGUUUGCAUGUCCACCAAUGUGCCUGGCUUCACCAUUCCGGCCAGGAGAGUCCCUGCUCAGCAGGUGGCUCCUCUGAAAGAUGCCCAGAUAGUGAAGACGCCUUUUCUUUCAGUCCCCCAAAACACAACAAGUUUCCAGGGCACAACAACGUCAAAAACAUCUGUAAGUAUGAAUCAAAGUUCAUCAAUGUGCCCCAAACCUCCAGAAAAUAAACAGGAACUCAAGACAAUGUGCAUCCGUGAUUGUCAAUCAAUCCUCGUAACAACCCGAGGGGGCAACACUGGCAUUGUCAAAGUACAGACGUCGUCUGCCCAGAAUCUGCUUGGCGGUUGGUCCACUAGUCCAGUCAUCACCAUUUCCCCUCAGUUUAAAGCCUUCCUUGCGUCCAAGGCUUCAGAGGCCGCUUCAGUGCCCUCUCAGAGGAACCCUUGCACUACUACCACCACCAUUACCACAGUGGCCAGCCUCUCGGUAGGCCAACCUAAGCACAGUCCUUUACUGUAUAAGUCCUCAACCAUUCCAAAUCCUGAAGUCUCAACACUCACUGGCAGCAUUCCAGUUGCAGAAACAAGAAGUUGGAUUUCAGGAUCUCCCUCCAAUCAAGGUUCAAUACUUUCGGGGUCUCAAUUGGUUGAAAGUACAAUUCAUCCGCUCACACAAGCUAAGCUUAUCAGCCAGCCUCAGUUGAAGUGGCCAGGCUCAGACGAGCAAACCCAAGUUACAAACUGUAUUCUGGUUAAUCCACCCUUGUCGUCUUCUGCUCGAACUGUUCCUAAAGAGACGUCAUCUUGCGCAAACUUUAAUUCAAGAAUGGUAGUGGUCAACCAGCCUGCAGCAACAGCAUCCUCCUCUGCUUUAGUGGGAAGUGUUCCAAAGCAGACCACAACUCUGCGGGGUUUUAACGGACAGCAGCUCACCACAUCAUUGUCAAGUCUGCAGAUGGGACUAAGUCCUGGCGUCAACUCGGAUGUGAUGUCCAAGGGAAAGAACAUCACCCUCCCAACAGGGCUUCAAGUCCAGUUGUCGGGGAUGACAACCACCAUUGGUCAGAACAUUGGUGCUCUGUCACGUAACCCUUCCACCAUCACAGCAAUGUCCAAUGCAAGACCCAACACCCAAAUGGCCCCUUUUUCAAAUUCUGUCACAAGCUCUCCUAGCCGACUUCUCCCCAGUGCUACUCUGACCACAAUCUCUCAAGCCUGUUCUUUAACGUCUACUGCGACUACUAAUCCAGCUGCAGCAAGUCUGGUAGCAGGUCCUGCUCGGUUGUCUUCUAACAUGCAGGGUAAUCCAAAACCAACCACUACUCUCACUCAUCAUUUCCCAAAUGUGCAAAUGAGUAAAGAACCUACCCCUGUCAUGUCGUCCUUUCAAAACGGUCUGAAUAAAACCCCAACAAUUGACAGUACACAGUUCACCAGCCCUGCUACUAAUGUCCAGCAGAGGAUAGUCAUCAACACCUCCAAAGCCCUGGCAGCUGGCACGCAGAUCAUCCUUAAUAACACAUGCUUUGUCGUUCCACCCCAAGGUUUGGGGCCAGGGAGCCAUGUACUUAUCAUCUCCGGCCCUUCUUCCCAAAAAGUGCCUUAUGUUAGCGGUAACAGCAUCGGCCCAGCAGCAGCAGCAACUCCACAACGAGCAAGUCAACCUCCAUCAACCCAUCUUCCGCCCAUUUUGGGAGGGAAACCUUUUUUUGUUCCGGGCAGUAUCGGAACAGCCCAGAACCCUUCAACAACAUUUAGUUCCUCUUUAUCAUCCGUGCUCAACACAUCCCCUCUAGUCGUACCCCACCCUCAAUUUGCCAAAAGCCCAGCCUAUGUGUCCCCUGCUCUUGGGCCUAUUUUUGCUCCGAUCAGGUCGCCCUCUAGUACUCUAUCUCAAGCCGAAUGUUCCACUGCAGUCACCCAAGCUUUGCCCGGGUUACCUUUACCCUUAUCGUCUUUACCAAGCCUGUCUAACAAUUGCGUUCUUCAAAGCACGCUGCAUUUUCAGGACGUUUCAAGCCUCAAUUCAAGCAUACAACCACCGCCUACAGUCUCAGAGGCAUCAGUCAUACAUAAAGUCUUUGCAGGCUCAACAAAGGCCUCGUCCUUAGCGGUCACGGCCACACCAACACUUACCUUACCCCCAUCCGUCGGUUUAGUCACCACUGCUCAACCACUCGCUGUACUCGACACCUUCCCCCAAUCAAACACGUGUACCAGUCUGUUAAAUCCCUCUUUGCAGAAAUCCCCAUUCAGUACGGCUAACAGCGCCCAACCAACAAAGCUUCUCAUCAGUCCCGACGGGGCGAUUCUGAGCCACAUUCUUCCCCGCCAACUGCACACAUGUGACACUACUACUUUACAGCUUUCACAAGCUGACACCAAGUCAAACAAAUGACUCUAAAAUGUCAUUAUUUCUAAACAUUAAGAAGUGUAAAACUGCUAUCAAGUUGUUUGUUUUACUCCGACAAAAAAGUAGGUUUUACUCUCUGGCUACUACUGAGGUUGUCCUUGGAUGGUUGUUUGUUGGUUUGUAUGUUAUGGCCAGUGAUGAGGAGGUGGAAAUGUUCAAUUAAUUAUUUGGAUGCUACAAUUAAAUGUGUGAUUGUUGUUUAUACACUCAGUCUGUUCAUAAGAGUUUGGAAACUACAUUGUAGGAAAUGUAAAUACUAGAUCUGUUGGAUUUGUACUACAUGUUUUGCACUCACUCUUUAUUUAUUUUCUACCACAUAGAGUAUUUUCUACAAAGGUACAUUUUCAUGAAACUAACGUGGAGAUCAAAGCAUGGAAUCAAUAAUAAUAAACAUCUGUCCCCCCUACUUGUUUUUUGGACGGGGGGUUUCUUCGA
This is a messenger RNA of Nerophis ophidion (straightnose pipefish), 6789 nucleotides long. RefSeq lists its product as uncharacterized. Gene Ontology annotation, molecular function: protein binding. Lineage: Eukaryota; Metazoa; Chordata; Actinopteri; Syngnathiformes; Syngnathidae. The transcript has 11 exons. Bases 697 to 6339 code for a protein of 1880 amino acids. The record is from RefSeq and is a predicted model, not a curated record.